Messenger RNA from Lingula anatina, 986 nucleotides. RefSeq names its product receptor-type tyrosine-protein phosphatase mu-like. Gene Ontology annotation, biological process: protein dephosphorylation. NCBI's taxonomy places the organism in Eukaryota, Metazoa, Brachiopoda, Lingulata, Lingulida, Lingulidae. Gene Ontology annotation, molecular function: protein tyrosine phosphatase activity. The record is from RefSeq and is a predicted model, not a curated record.
CUCCUACUCAAGACAACUUAAAUACGUUCGUGGAAUACGUGUGGGCGUUUAAUAUUUCCCGAAUAAUAAUGCUCACACCGACUGUAACAUAUAACACGCGUCACUGCUAUGAGUACUGGCCUACGUCUGUAAAGCUGCCUCUCAACUGUGGCGACAUCCAGAUAGAGCUGGUGGCCUCAGUGACCCGUGCAGACUGGAUCAAGAGAACUUUAAGCUUGAGAAAGGAAGGUUUUGGGUCUCCCAGACAGAUAGAACAAUACCAGUUCAAAUCCUCGCCUGACACGUGUGUGGAUCCUUCUGUGCUGCUUAGCGUGCGACGGUACAUACUUAAGUCAAAGAGAACCUGCAAUGCCCCAUGCGGCCCUGUACUGGUGCAUGGAGGACAUAAUUUUGACAUGGCGGGCACAUACAUUGCUAUAGAAGAGAGCCUGGACAGAAUGGAAGACACCAAAAGCGUCCAGAUAUUUAACUUCGUAUUACAUCUAAGAAAGAAAAAUCCUAGGAUGGUGGAAACGCUUCAAAGUUACCAACUUAUCUACCAAACCGUUAUCUUGCAUACUCUCUGUGAUGAUACUUCUCUGACAAGAAAUAAAAUGGACGGCCUACUGAAAUUCUUACUUCUUCGCUGUCCAGAUUCAGGCAAAUCUGGUUUUGACGUAGAAUUUGGGCUGCUGAACAAGCUGACGCCCUCUCUGACGACAGGCGACUGUGCUGCUGGACACCGGAGAGAAAACAAAAUGAAGAACAGACAAAAUUAUGCACUGCCACGGGAUAGCUGCCGUCCAUACCUGUCUACUGUGGUCGGCUACAGGGAAAACGACUACAUCAACGCUGUUUAUGUUAACAGUUUCCAUCGAGAAAGGGAGUUCAUCGUUACACAGUGGCCUCUUGAGAACACAAAGGACGACAUGUGGAGAAUGAUGUAUGAUUGUGAAGUGGCAACAUUAGUGCUGUUAGAUCAUAUCACCACCAGGUUUGCCUCGUGG